Molecule: messenger RNA, 709 nt
Organism: Drosophila ficusphila
Lineage: Eukaryota; Metazoa; Arthropoda; Insecta; Diptera; Drosophilidae
Exons: 3
Coding region: 131-577 (148 amino acids)
Biological process (GO): regulation of synaptic transmission, cholinergic; sleep; positive regulation of voltage-gated potassium channel activity
Source: RefSeq, a predicted model, not a curated record
UGCUGCUGGAACUCAACAGUUUCAGACGUGCUGCAGACCUCGUUGAAAGCGGUUGAUACUCGUGCCUCACACUUCAAAUAAUUUCAUUUUCCGAAACGCAUUUUCCACCGAAGUAGAAGUGCCAGUGAAAAUGGUGUCCGCUCUGAAAUGCAGUUUGGCCGUGGCCGUUAUGAUCAGUCUGGCUUGUUCGGCCUAUGCCAUCAAAUGUUAUUCGUGCGAGUCCCUGACAAUGCCAAAGUGCGGACUGAAGUUCGAGGAGGAUGAAUCCCUGCUUAUCGACUGCUCUCGGAUUGGACCCCCUCGCUAUCUGCAGAACUUCUUCCCCCUGCGCAACGCCACUGGCUGCAUGAAGAAGACUCUCGAGAGCGUGGCCGGACAUCCGCAGAUCGUGAGGAGCUGCUACUUCGGGGACGUGAGCAACGUGCAGGCUGGCUGCCAGUCGGAUCCUUCUUUGCCCUUCGUGAGGCAACUGGGCUGCGAUGUCUGCACCAAGGACGAGUGCAACGGAUCCUCCUCCCUGGCCCCCAUCGCCGGAGCCAUCGUCCUGUUCUUCGGAGUGGCCCGCCUGUUGGCCUAGAUCUUAACUAGCCAGUAGUUCACACUUCUCCUAAAUGUUCUUAGCGAUCAUCAAUUUUAUUCUGUGUAAAUUGCUCUAAAUUUAAUUUUAAAAUAAACGAAGGACAGAAGGUUGUCCUAGCAGUACACCAAA